Molecule: messenger RNA, 1765 nt
Organism: Oryza sativa Japonica Group (Japanese rice)
Lineage: Eukaryota; Viridiplantae; Streptophyta; Magnoliopsida; Poales; Poaceae
Source: RefSeq, a predicted model, not a curated record
ACGGGGUAGAAGAGGAGACAAGUCAGUGGCUAGUAGGUGCGGCUGCGCAUGCGGAGAUAGAGAGGAGGAACGGCGAUGGCUCGUGGAGAAGGAGCGGUGCCGGUGGUGCGUGGAGGAGAGGAAAGGUAGACAAUGGGUGCUGUCAGUGGAACAAGUUUGUUUUCGCCACCCAUCCCAAUUGAGUUAUUUGCCUUUUUUCUUCAAGCACUAUUUACAUAUGGGAUACUAGUCAUUGCAAAUAAUGGAUGGCUGGUUUUAAUUGAAAAGUUUGAGACAACAAGGUUAUUUAAAGUGACAAUUGGUUGAUUAAAGCUGGAUUAAUUUACUUUAAUUGCGUUCGGUAGCUGAGAGAAGAUUUCUCUCGUUUGUCGCGCGUAUACUUUUCGAACUAUUAAACAAUGUGUUCUUUUACAAAAUCUUUUUAUAGGAAAGUUGCUUUUAAAAAUUAUAUUAAUUUAACUUUUAAAUUUAAAAUAGUUAAUACUCAAUUAAUCAUGUAUUGAUGAUUCAGCUCGUUUUACUUAUUGACCCAUCUUCUCUUUCCCUUCUCUCAUAAACUUACGGAAUCAUUGCGUCGAGUAUCUUUGCCCCUUCCCACCAGCGCCAAGAAAAACUCCAGUCUCGUCUCCGCUCCUUGCACCUGCGGCCAGCGCUGAUCUCCAUCCAUCUCGCGAGCAUAGCGGAGCCGGAGCGGAGCAGGGGAGGGGCGCCUUCGUCCUACUGCAUCCUGGGAGAGAUCAGGGCAGAGAAUCAGCAUGAUGAUGGAGACUGAACUAUGCUCUUCCCGGGUUCUGUCUCUGCCUCGGUACGAUAGUGGAGAUGAGGAGCUCUCAGUGCUUCCUCGGCACACAAAGGUCAUCGUCACUGGGAACAACCGAACAAAAUCUGUCUUGGUCGGUCUACAAGGUGUUGUCAAGAAGGCUGUUGGUCUAGGAGGUUGGCACUGGCUGGUUCUAAAGAAUGGUGUAGAGGUGAAGCUGCAGAGGAAUGCUUUGAGUGUCUUGGAACCUCCAACUGGUAACGAAGACGACGAUGAUAUUGACGGCAACAAUUCAUUCUGUAGCAGUUCCGACAUGGGAGACAAAGACAUGGACUAUUUAGCGAUCAUAGAAUACCAUAAACCAACAAAGCCAAGAGUUCGGCAUACAAGGCCCUGGUCAUCCUGUACAAAAUCCAGCAACCGAGGCAAUUUUCACCCCAGUUCAAUAUUGCAAACGAGAGUAAACCUGACAAGACUCGGAACUCCUACCCUGUGGAGAUACUGGAAGCACUUCAAUCUUGUAAGCAGCCUGGAUCCAACAAACCUUACAUUUCAUUUCCAUGGUCUAAUGCUGAAAAACUAUGCACAGGUAAGCAUGAACCCCGAUCCAUCAAAGGAACAGCUCUUCCAUGGGGUCCAGCAGCAUUUUCAGUCUCAGCAGCAGCAAUUGGAUGAGUUGCAGGUGAUUCUGGGCUUCAUCCAGGCAGCAAAGAGGCUCAAGACCCUGUACCACUCCUAGCCUGUAACAUCUCGGUGUGUAGAUCUCAACAAAUUAGAUUAGAUGUCUCUAUGUAUGUGGUUAAAUUAAUCUUAGCCUUGAGAGAGCUGAACAGAAAGGAGAUAGUAUAAGAGGUGCAUUCGAUCAGUAAGUAAUUCUUUUUUACUUUUACCUGUAAAGAGUUUAUGUAACCCCAGUCACAGUGUCAGCAACUACUGACCUAUCACCAUCAUCUAAAUACUACUCCCUCCGUCCUGUAAUAUAAGGAUUUCGAUAUUUUACUUGCA